This is a messenger RNA of Brassica rapa (field mustard), 1529 nucleotides long. RefSeq names its product protein RADIALIS-like 3. The record is from RefSeq and is a predicted model, not a curated record. Gene Ontology annotation, molecular function: DNA-binding transcription factor activity. Lineage: Eukaryota; Viridiplantae; Streptophyta; Magnoliopsida; Brassicales; Brassicaceae.
AGUUAGGUUAAAAUUCAACCAAUCUUCUUAUCCCAUUGUUAAAAAGAAGGGAAAAGCAAAGAUUCUUAAAUGAAAAGAUUAAUAUUUGACUGGUUCGAUGACGAUAGCAAAGAUUCUUAUGGUUUUCACAGAAUGUUUUUGUGGUCAGGGUCCAAGAGAAACAUUUUGUGAGGCAUAAUCUCUCACUACUAAGCCAAAUCCCCUCUUAAUUAGUAUUAGAUUGCACUCUAAUAUUUGUCCUCUCAUUGGAGGAAUAUAAUUAAGGCUAAAAGCUGAGCAUCAUGAAAUAUAUGUAUAAAUUGUUUUAUAUUCACUACUAGGACCUGCACGGGUCUGUGUCCUUCUCAACAGAUGCUCCACACGAGCCAAUAUGUAAUAGAGAUCACUCAGAUGACUGCAUUCCCAAAUUUGUUAUAAGAGCCAUGAGAACAAGAAUGGCAAGAAUCCAUAGUGAGAUGGUGUUUCUCUUUAUGACUAUGCAUGACUUCGACUAUAUUGAAAAGACAUAUCACUAGACCAGUAAACGCAUAGAGAACCUAUCAAUCAUAUAAAAGUUUUUUUUCAAUCAAAAUAGAUGGAAAUCAAGAAAGCAUCCAACAUAAUCUAACAAUCUCAUGUGUUUUAAAUAAGCAUCGGAUACUACAAGCUAAUGAUGAUAAGAUCUCUAGAUCACAUCAAAAGCCUUAAAGAGGUAAGAGAAGGUCUCAAUACAUGGUUACUGCAUGCCAGUUUUUACCAUAAGGAUCAUAGCAAGUAACAAAGGAAGGAAGCCUCUAAUUUUUUUUAAUUCCAAUUGGGCAAGGAAUCUCAAGUUCCAUUGGAUUGUUUCACAAUUGUGCACCUCCCCUAAGACUUUAUGUGGUUGAUAAAACAAAUAGUCACUCUUAAAGUAUAUAUUCGUCCAACUGGCUUAACCCCACAACAUGCGUUUUUCUUCCUACAUAUAAGGAGCUUCUCAGUCUCUCAAGUAACCAAAUCAACUCCUUUCUUCAACUCAUACAUACAUCUAUCUUCCUUCUUUAACCCUACAAAGAAAUCAGAUUCCCAUUUUCAAAACCCCCUUUUUCAAUCCUGUACUAUCAAUAUUCAUACAUAUUCUCUGAAUGGCUUCCAACUCCAUGAGUUCUAACGCGUCUUGGACACGUAAGGAGAACAAACUAUUUGAAAGGGCUUUGGCUAUAUAUGACCAGGACACUCCUGACCGUUGGCAUAACGUUGCUAGAGCAGUUGGUGGGAAAUCAGCUGAAGAAGUAAGGCGACACUACGAGCUACUCAUUAGGGAUGUCAAUGACAUCGAGUCAGGGCGUUAUCCACAGCCUACUUACCGUUCGAAUGGAAACUGAAAGCAUUUAAGCUACUCAAAAAGGUUCCUCUGAAACCAACAUGGUUACAAACCAGAAACAAACAGAGAGCAUCUAAACAAAUUAAGAGAUAUCACUGUAUUUACUUCUAUUUGUGUGAUUGUGAUAUAUAUACGACUAUGUAAGAAUCAUCUAUAAAUCAAUCAAUGUGAGUUUCAUAUGAUCAAA